This is a messenger RNA of Pieris macdunnoughi, 4986 nucleotides long. Lineage: Eukaryota; Metazoa; Arthropoda; Insecta; Lepidoptera; Pieridae. The record is from the annotation of a GenBank genome assembly.
AUGUCGUUCUUUAAUAAUCUUAAGAAGGUGCUACACUUGGGCGGUGGAAAUGACGCGAAAAAGAAAAGAGUGUUUAGCAAUAUCAAGGAUAAUAGUGAUCCCAAUGAACACUGGGACAUGAUUGGGGAGCUGGGUGAUGGCGCCUUUGGAAAGGUGUACAAAGCCCAGCAUAAAACAACAGCCCAAUUAGCCGCUGCCAAAAUGUGUGUGUUGGACAAUGAAGAUGAUUUAGCGGACUUUACAGUGGAGAUUGACAUUUUGACUGAAUGCAGACACCCGAAUGUGGUGGAACUGCAUGAGGCGUACUUCAUUGACAAUAAGCUAUGGAUGCUGCUCGAAUACUGCGAUGGUGGCGCCCUCGACUCGGUGAUGGCGGAAUUGGAGAAAGGGCUCAAUGAAUCGCAGAUAGCCUACGUUUGUCGCGAAAUGUGUAAAGGACUGGAGUUCCUGCACUCCAUGAAGGUUAUUCACCGGGAUUUGAAGGCUGGAAAUGUACUCGCCACUAUGACUGGUGGUGUUAAAUUGGCGGAUUUCGGCGUGUCGGCAAAGAAUAAAUCAACACUGCAGAAGCACGAUACCUUCAUCGGAACACCUUAUUGGAUGGCUCCUGAAGUUGUUCUCUGCGAGACGUUUAGGGACCAUCCCUAUGAUUUUAAGGUGGAUAUCUGGUCGCUCGGUAUAACAUUGAUCGAGUUCGCUCAAAUAGAGCCCCCUAAUCACGAGAUGACUCCGAUGCGGGUGCUCCUGAAGAUACAGAAGAGUGACCCUCCGACACUUGAGCAGCCCUCGAGAUGGACGAAGCAUUUUAAUGAUUUUAUAUCCAAAGCGCUUGUGAAGGACCCAGAAAAGCGUCCAACAUCAACGGACCUUCUGAAGCACGAGUUCGUCAGCGGAAAUCUCGAUUCGAAAUCUCUGAGGGAUCUCUUACUCGAGUACAGAGCUGAGGUGGUCGAAGAAGAGCUUUUGGAUGAUGAUUCCGAGGAACAUCGCAGCUCUCAAAUGCAGAUGGAGAUAGAAGAUGACUCAACAUCUGUGCGGUCGGGCGAGACGCCGGACAUCAAGAUGUCGGAACAAGACGCGUCCGCCCCCCGCGCAACAGCCGCAGCCCCGCCCCGUUCGCCACGCGCUGCUUCGCCCGCGCCCCUUCAGCCCUCACAGCAAACGCAGCCAGCAAAGCGGCCGCACGACGACGCGGAUAUCGAUCACCGGCACGCUGACAGGAAGCCGCCCGCCCCAAAGAAAGAAAAAGGCCCUGCGCCCCCUCCCCCUGCGGUGUCAGCUACCCCGCCAACCCCUACAACACCCAUUACCCCAAUACAGUCACCGUCGACCCCCACACAAGCUGGCAUACCUCCAGCCCCCUCACAACCGCCUGUACAAUCAACGACACCCGUCACACAAUCCUCUACACAGAGUACCCCAACGCAAUCACCUACCCCCCUACAGACUCCAACAACCCCCUUACAAAGCCCUACAGAAACAGCGCCCUUGACGCCCUCACAGGCCGCUACGCGUGGGGGCCGCAAACAGCCCGCGCCGCCACCGCCAGCCCCCACUCCCGCCAGUCCCACUACCGCUGGCAAGUUUAUUGUGGAUCAGGUGUGUCGAGAAGCCGAACAGGCGGUAGAAAAACAAUCAAUAAAUCCAGAGAUACAGUUAACAGAUACAAAACCAAAGCCAGAUAGACCCGAACUGACAGACAACGAAACUGUCAGUGUCACUGUCAAACAUGACGUUAACAGAAAUAGCACGGAAAUUGACAGGAAUAAUAUCAAAAUUGACGCCAAGACAGACGAUAAAAUAAACGAGAAAACAACAGAUGUUGUAAAUGAAAUUAAAAGCAUCGACGAUUCUAGGAAACAAAAAGAAGUGAAGAGAAGAAGUAUGGAGAUUGAGAGCAAACUAGAAAAGUCUAAAAGUCUAGCCACGCAAAGGCAAAGUCUCACCGAUGUUAGAGAGACUUACGAAAAGAGAGCUUUGGAAGAGAGGAAGAGCUUCGAUUCAGAGGUGAGAGAGGUUAAAAGAGAGGGAGAGAAGGAGAAGGCUAGAUCGACGGAUGAGAUAGGUGCGAGCGAGACGAAGAGAGUCAGUGCUGAGAUCAGUAGAAUCGAGUCGAGGUCGCGGAGUAUGGACGAUAAAGACCGAUUGGAUCGGGCGAUUCGGGAUUAUUCGAGAUCCAGUUCGAUAGAUAAGAGUUCCAUCGAGAUUAAACCAGUUGUGACACCAACCCGUCAGCCAUCACCAUCUCAAGCGGUAACAGUGGUGUCAGUGAGUGCUGAACCGAACUCCUUGGACGCGGUGCCUUGCGGUCUCGUCACGGUAACCACGACGCAUCCUCCCGUACUUAGCACAGGCGCCAGACUGCCUCCGAACGCAGUGACGAUAUCCAGCACCCCGCCCAUCAACGACGAGGUGGUGGUGGUGGGCGGUUCUGCAAGCGUGGUCACCACCGCCACGGGUUCCUCCUCCGAUGAUGACUGUUUCGCUCCCUCGUCCCUUGACUCACUGGAUUGCACCACGUGCUACACUGAGAAGAGUAGAGGCCGUCGCCUGGACAGCAGUGAAGUGCUGAUCCUUAGCCCUGGAGCUGGUGAUUCGGGUCUCGGGUUCGAAGAUUCUCAUAAUCUCAAUUUGGACACAUCCCAUGUCUCAGUGGUGACAGUCGGCGCAGAAGAAGUGCGGGUUCGAGACUCGGCGGCGACGCAUAUAGCGUUACCGCACAACGACCACGCCAGCAGACUUAGCCCUGAUAGCUUUGAAAGUCGCCGCUCUGACAGUGGUUCCGGAAGGUCGGAGAGGUCGCGCCGUGGUGAUGCGGACUCUUUGGCGACUACGGCCUCACAUGACUCUCCGCACCUUAAUGGCGGUGGACGGGUAAAUAAAGACAGUCAGAGCAUAGAAGAGAAUGGAGAAACGGAAGUAGUAUUGAGAAGGAAACCCCAAGAGAACGUCAAUAGGAUACAGAGGUCUAAAGAAGACAUACAUAUGGCGAAUCUGAAGAAGAAGACUCGGAAACGCACGAGGAAGUUUGAAAUUGACGGCGUUAUCGUUACUACUACAACUCAUAAGGUGAUAUGGGGUGACGAAGAAAGCGGUCGCACGUGGGACGACCACGCCCUGCGCAAACAGGAGUUGCGCGAGAUCAAGAUGCUGCAAAAACAAGAGCAGAAGCAGUUCCAGGACCUCAGCGCUAAGGAGGCGCAGCUCAGGGAGCAGCAGGACAAGAGGUUCGAAGCGGAGUUGGCGUCUCUAUGUCGAGCUCAUGAAGCAGACUUGGAUACGUUGGCUCGAGCCCAAAGAGCGGCGGCCGAACGAGCCGAACAGCAACUAGAAGCAGAGUUACGGGCCCAAGCGAAGCGCCUUCGAGCAGACCACGAGAGAGAUUUGCGGCACUUUAGGGAUACGCUCAAGCAGGAGUUGCGGCUGCUUAAACAGGAAGUAGAACUAGUCGCAAAGGACCGUCGCAAAGACGCGUACAGGCAGCGUCGGACGCGGCUGGACGCCGAGCACGCGGCCCGCGAGCGCGCGUUCGUCGCAUCGUUGGCCGAGAGCGGGGACGCCGUGCUCAGGCGCGUGCACGCCACGCACCGCGAGAGGCAGGCUUUGGCCGACAGACAGCAUUUGCAGCAGAGGCAGCAGAUAAUGCGUACCCGGGAAGCAGCUCUCUGGGAAUUAGAAGAGAAACAAAUCCACGAGAGACACCAGCUCGCGAAACGACAACUCAAAGAUGAGUUCCUGCUCAGACGGCAUCAGAUGCUGGUCAGGCACGAUAAGGAGUUGGAGCAGAUUAAGAGGAAAAACCAACGCAAAGAGGAGGAGUUGGCGAAGUGCCAGGCGUUAGAGAAGAGGUCUCUUCCCAAACGUAUACGUGCGGAGCAGAAGGCGCGAGAGAUGAUGUUCAGGGAGUCUUUGAGAAUAGGAGCCGCCACUCACAGUCAUGAUGAUGAGAGGGAAAGACUUAAGAAGUUCCAAGAGAACGAGAAACGUCGUUACCGAGCUGAACAACAGAGGCUGGCGACGAAACACGCGAAAGCCAGGGAGGAGCUGAAGGCUGCUGGAGAGGCGUUACUACGCGAACUGGAGCAAUACCAGAACGAGAAGCGCAAAGCGCUGAUGAACCACGAGAGCAAUAAGAUGAAGACCAUCGAGGAGCGGUAUGGGCUGGAGUUGAAGGAGUGGCGCGCCACUUUGGGAGAUAGGAAGCAGAAUCUUGUCGAAGUCUUCACAAAGCAACUCGACGAUCACGAGAACAAAUUCGGCAUUGCCAUACCGGACCGUGAGGGUUAUCUUAACAUCCCUUGGCCAAAGAACGUCUUGCAACACGUCCUAUCAACGUACCACCAACGGAACUCCUUCAUUGGCUCGCUGUCGCGGUCCAGAACAAGUCUGAACUUGGUCCUAUCCACCGCAAACACGCCAAACAUGGAACGCAGGAGUUCAUCACCCAAUCGACUCACGAAAUCCGCAGCCUCCAGCGCCACGAACACCGCCAAACGCGGGAGACUGACCAAAGCCCAGAAAUUUGGAUCCACAUCCAACUUGAAACUGGUCUCCGAGAAGAUAUCUGGAUUCUCAGUGUUUAACAAUGAUGAGAUCAAACGUCUUCCGAUAAUGGCGUACGAUGAUAUACCGCGGGAGAUCGAGGAGGAACCGAAGAGGCUGGAGAGGUCGAAGCCGGUUCAGAAGAAGUUGAACAGGCAGAGUUUGAGCGAGCAGCUGUUUAAGGAGGUGAACGAAACCACGAUGAAACGAAGUAUGUCACAGCUGAGUUUGAAAGAUGUAAGCAUGGAGGCGGUGAUGAUAGAUAUGCCGUCGUUGGAGGGGAGGGAUGAUAGCAGUGAUGAUGAAAGGCAUUUCAGCAGAUGGGGCGCGGUUAGGGGGUCGAAUAGUUAUGCGAACGCACCAAGCGUGCCAGUCAGUCAAUUGUCGACGCUUAAUUUGAAGACUCAAGUUAAUAAGGCUAAAAGUCCGGAUUCUGUAGCUUAA